Messenger RNA from Aspergillus chevalieri, 1089 nucleotides. RefSeq names its product mismatch-specific DNA-glycosylase. Gene Ontology annotation, molecular function: mismatch base pair DNA N-glycosylase activity. The record is from RefSeq and is a predicted model, not a curated record. Lineage: Eukaryota; Fungi; Ascomycota; Eurotiomycetes; Eurotiales; Aspergillaceae. The transcript has a single exon. Bases 1 to 1089 code for a protein of 362 amino acids. Gene Ontology annotation, biological process: base-excision repair, AP site formation.
AUGACAGUGGAUGCUCAGACCGGCCACAGAAAUGAAAAACACGGUGACAACGAUGUCCCCGUGAAUAAAAUAACCAGCUUCAACGGCCGAUUGAAUCAAUACUUUCACAAUACGAAGAAUGUCGUCGCAUCAAAUGGCUCGAGCACGGUCAAGGAUACCCUGAAACGGGAUUCGUCGUCGCAGGAGCAGUCUGAAAAUGACUUACUUGAUAAUGAUAACGGCUCAGAUGGUUCGUCGCGGUCGAAGCGAAGAAAAGGACCUAGACUCGCCACGGCGACUCCCACUCCGGAGGAAUCUCCUGCGCGAAUAACUCGCUCGCGCUCAGCUUCUUUACUACAGACACAAUCACCACAAACCUUCCCCAUAACCCGCUCCCAGUCUACAACCACUGUAGCGACGACGACAACAACCAAACGCGGCCGCGGCUCCCGCACCGCCUCCCAAACAUCAGCAUCCCGGUCCCUCCUCCGCGACACAAUCCCCCGCAACCUCACCCUCCUCCUCGUCGGCGUAAACCCGGGCAUCCUGACCGGCACAACAGGCCACGCCUACGCCCACCCCUCAAACCUCUUCUGGAAACUCCUGCACUGGUCCCGCAUAACCGAUAUCCGCCACCCACCAAGCGACACCUACCGCUUGCCGGAAUUAUACAACAUCGGGAACACGAAUAUCGUCGAGCGACCAACGCGAGAUGCGAGUAUGCUUUCCCGCGCGGAAAUGGACGCCGGCGUCCCCGUUCUCGAGGCCAAGGUCGCAGACAAAAAACCCGAGGUUGUGUGUCUUGUGGGCAAGAGUAUCUGGGAGGCUGUGUGGAGGGUUAAGCAUGGAAGGGGAAUAAAGAAGGAGGAGUUUAAGUAUGGGUGGCAGGGGCAGGGGGAGAAUAUGGGGGUUUGUGAGGGGUGGGGUGGAGCGAGGGUGUUUGUGGCUACGACGACGAGUGGGUUGGCGGCUGGGAUGAGUAUUGGGGAGAAGAGAGCUGUUUGGGAGGAAUUGGGGAGUUGGGUUGUUAGGAAGAGGGAGGAGGGAAAGCAGGGGCGGAUUGUUACUGGUGUUGGUGAGGAGGGUUGUGAGUUUUAUAGUACGGACUAG